Molecule: messenger RNA, 561 nt
Organism: Tetrahymena thermophila SB210
Lineage: Eukaryota; Ciliophora; Oligohymenophorea; Hymenostomatida; Tetrahymenidae
Product: nucleoside triphosphate pyrophosphohydrolase
Exons: 4
Biological process (GO): nucleoside triphosphate catabolic process
Molecular function (GO): nucleoside triphosphate diphosphatase activity
Source: RefSeq, a predicted model, not a curated record
UUCUAUACAUUUAAAAUUAAAAAAUAUAAUAACACUAUUAAUUAUUCAAUCUUAAAAAUAAUGGAAAAUCAAUCAAAUUCUAAGUAAAAUUAAUAAGAGCAUACUUUCACUGAAGGUCUCUCUUUUGAAGGAUUUAGAUAAAUUAUGAAAAAAUUCGCAAACGAUCGUGAUUGGAAUUAAUAUCAUACUCCUAGAAAUUUAUUGCUAGCUUUUACAGGAGAAGUAGGAGAGUUAUGUGAGCUAUUUUAAUGGAAAGGAGAGGUAAGUGAAGGACUUCCUGAAUUCUCUGAAGAGGAAAAAAUUAGAGUAGGAGAGGAGAUGGCAGAUUGCCUAGCAUAUCUUACUAGGUUAGCAGACCAAUGCAAAAUAGAUUUAACUUAAGCAAUAUUGAGGAAAAUGGAAAUGAAUGCAAAAAAAUAUCCAGUUGAAAAAUGUAAAGGAAAAAGCGACAAAUAUACUUCUUAUCAAGAGAUGAAAGAAUAGCCUCAAGGAGAAAAUUAAUAAAAUUAGUAGGAAUAAUUAAAUAUUUAACAAUAAUAACCCGAAUAAAAAAUCGAAUGA